This is a messenger RNA of Grus americana (Whooping crane), 1024 nucleotides long. RefSeq names its product iroquois-class homeodomain protein IRX-2-like. Gene Ontology annotation, cellular component: nucleus. The transcript has 2 exons. Bases 400 to 906 code for a protein of 168 amino acids. Gene Ontology annotation, molecular function: DNA-binding transcription factor activity, RNA polymerase II-specific; RNA polymerase II cis-regulatory region sequence-specific DNA binding. NCBI's taxonomy places the organism in Eukaryota, Metazoa, Chordata, Aves, Gruiformes, Gruidae. Gene Ontology annotation, biological process: neuron differentiation; cell development; regulation of transcription by RNA polymerase II. The record is from RefSeq and is a predicted model, not a curated record.
GUCUGGCUGCAGCCCUGUCUGUGCCCAGCUGUGCUGGCGUGUGGCUGUGCCUGUCCAGCCAUGGCUCAGUCAGCAUCCAGCUGUGUCCAUCCGCCGUAUCGGUGGCUGGCUGUGGCCCUCCCUCUCCAGCUGUGCCGUGCAGGGUUAAGGCACGCUGCAGCAAUCCACAGGCGCUUUCCUAGAUUACAGCCCCAUUAUCUAAUAAAGCGGAUCCGUGGCGCUGCUGGCGGCGCUGAUUAGGGCUGGAGGAGUCCUGUGGGGACAAGGUUACGGGGCCGUGGCUAGGGCUGGUCCCAGCCGUCCGGCCUGGCUGUCCCCCUCCUGACCGGUGACCUGGGGCUGCCAAGAGCACGGGACCAGCCUGAGGUCUCACCAGCCUACGAGGUGCCACCGGGGCUGAUGCCCAGCGCUGGGCUCUGCCCGCCCUGCUGCCAGCAGCCCCUGCCUGUGGAACCGGGGCGGGCGAAGGCAGCAGCAGCACGGGAGAGCACCGGGGCUCUGAAGGCCUGGCUGGCGCGACACCCCAGGAACCCCUACCCCAGCAAGGGGGAGAAGGUGAUGCUGGCCGUGGUCAGCCGGAUGAGCCUCACCCAGGUCUCCACAUGGUUCGCCAAUGCCCGCCGACGCCUCAAGAAGGAGAACAAGGCAGGCUGGGCACUGCGUGGCGCCUCGGAUGGCGAGGAAAGCGAGGGCGAGGGGGCCCCAUCGGAUGUCCCCCCUGGUCCUGACUCCAGCCCCAGCCUCGUGCAGGAUGGGUGCAGGGGCAGCCCCGAGGGGGGGGCAGGCUCUGGGCAAGGCAAGCAGCCCCAGAAACCCAAGAUCUGGAGCGUGGCAGCGAUGCUGGCAUCUCCCCCCAGCAAGAGCGGAUGCCCCCCAGGAGUGCCAGCAGUGCCGGAGCAGGGGUAGGGCUUGGGUGGUCAUGCCCAGUCCCCGAGGGCCGGGUGGGAGCUGGGGCUGUGGGGAGAGGACAGCCCCAUGGCCGCGCAGGGCAGGACAGAUGGCCAUGGGACCCAGCGGCUGCCUG